UUCCUCUCCACCAACAAACCCACAUCUCUCUCUCCAAUUUCUAUAUUCAAUCAUCUUUGUUCUUUUCCUGUUACAGAAUUCCUUCACUCUCUGCCCCUAUGGCUAUGGAGCUUCAACUGGGCCUUGCUUUAACCCCCACCAAUCCCAUCAAACCCUUCGACUUAAACACCCAUCACAACAAUCCCCACAAUCCCCUUUGUUUUGAUUUCGAUUCUAUCACUCACAAAAAGCGUUCUCGUGAUUUCAACCACUCUGCGGCAUUUCGUCGAACACUUCCUCUGCUUCUUUGGAACGACCAUCCCAAUGAUGGCGAUGACGACGACUCUAAUGACCCUCAUUCCGCCUCCUCUAAUGAUUCAGACGAGGAGGAGGAACGGGAGAAUGGGCUUGUGGGAUGGCCGCCGCUUAAGAAGAGGAGAAAGAGUCUUUUCAUGAAGAAACACGUCGGACGGGCGGCGGUGAUUCGGCGUCCGAUGGUGGAGAAUGGCGGCGGCUUUUACAGAGGAUUGAAUUCGAAUUAUUCUCGAUACGUGAAGGUGAAGAUGGAGGGAGUAGGAAUUGCUAGAAAGGUUGAUUUGAGCCAACACCAUUCUUUUGAUGCGCUUAGAGCCACUUUGAUGAACAUGUUUGAUGAAACGGAUUCCGACGAUUACAGACUCACUUACCAGAAUAUCGAUGGUGACUGGUUACUUGCCGAGAACGUAACUUGGAGGAAUUUCAUCGGAAUUGUUCAACGGAUGAAACUGGAAAAGAAGUCUGGCUGACGAGGGGUUACCGGCGGUGGCGGUCAGAGAAUCAGAUGCUGUUCUAAUUAAAUAGAUUUCUAUCUUUUUAGUUUUUCUCAUAGCACUUUAAGUUUUAAUGAUGACUGUAUAUUUAUGGUAUAUGAAGAAACAGAAAACCUUAGGUAUGAAUCGGUUCUUACUUCUUGACCUGAUUUGUUUUUGUUGGGUAAAAGAUGUUACGGGAAUUUAAAAAUAUGAAUUAACAUAAAUGAAAUUACAAAAGAAAUAUGCAUA
Messenger RNA from Benincasa hispida (wax gourd), 1019 nucleotides. Its product is annotated as auxin-responsive protein IAA12-like. Gene Ontology annotation, cellular component: nucleus. Lineage: Eukaryota; Viridiplantae; Streptophyta; Magnoliopsida; Cucurbitales; Cucurbitaceae. Gene Ontology annotation, biological process: regulation of DNA-templated transcription. The record is from RefSeq and is a predicted model, not a curated record.